UGUCUGCGCACAGUGACAACGCUAGCGGUUACUUCACAAGGAAGUAGUGGAAGUUGAAGUGGGAAGAUGUUUAAUUAACAGCCUUUACAGUUUGUUAAUACGUCUGCGUAUUUAAUGUAACAGUUCUGUUAUCACGAGCGAUUAGACGUGUCAUUGUGCGCUCGUGAUAGUGGUGCAUGUGCGUUUAUUCACGUUCAGUUAAUGCUGCUUCUGGGGUGGAUAGGUGUCAUUACUUAUAGCGGUUCGGUUCUCUCACUCUCUUUAAGGAGCAUUGGAUUUCUAGCGUGUAAGAUCAUGAAUUCCAGCCAGACAGUGAAGUGCAUGAGUGAUGGAGCUGGAAGUGUAGGCAGAUGCGUCAGACCUGCUGGCGGAGACUCACUGAUGGCGGCCGAGGAGAGACAUCCGAGAUCUGCCAGUCCCCGCGGUGUGAACGGAGAAGAUGAUUCUGAAGCGGAGUCCCAUCAGGACGGCCGUAACGUGGAUGUGGACCCGGAGACUAGGAGCAGGGCGUUCAGCUGGUGCCGUGACUUUCUGUCCGGAUCAUGGAAGGCUAUACCGGAGCAUGACUUUCAGAUCAAAAUAGUCAGUGGAGGACUCAGUAACCUGCUGUACAUGUGCAGUUUACCCGACGAUGUUCAGCCCACCGGGGUCGAACCUCGACGAGUUCUGCUCCGGAUCUACGGGGCCAUUCUACAGGGAGUGGAUUCUCUUGUUUUGGAAAGUGUGAUGUUUGCCAUUUUAGCAGAGAGAGAGUUGGGCCCACAUCUCUAUGGCAUUUUCCCAGAAGGUCGUCUAGAGCAGUACUUGCCUAGUAAUCGCUUGCGUACAGAGCAGUUGGGGUUCCCAGAGAUCUCAGCUGAAAUAGCCAGUAAAAUGGCACGAUUCCAUGGGAUGCAGAUGCCAUUCAACAAGGAACCCAAAUGGCUGUUUGGAACCAUUGACCGGUAUAUGGAACAAGUUAAAAUAAUACAAUUUGUGCGUGAAGCUCACAUCAAGAAAUUUACCAAGCUAAUGAAGUAUGAUCUUCCUGCAGAACUGGAGAAUCUGAGGUCACUGCUGGCAGCUACUCCCUCUCCAGUUGUGUUCUGCCAUAAUGACGUACAGGAAGGCAAUAUCCUCAUGUUAGAUGGCCGAGAGAAUUCAUCUGACAAACUAAUGCUUAUUGAUUUUGAAUACAGCAGCUAUAACUACAGAGGCUUUGAUUUUGGGAAUCAUUUCUGUGAAUGGAUAUAUGACUACACAUAUGAUCAGUGGCCCUUCUACAAGGCAAAGGUGGAGAAUUACCCCAACAGACAACAGCAGUUACGUUUUAUCAGACACUAUCUGUCAGAAAAGGGGGGCAUUGCACCUGUUGACCAAGCCAGGAUAGAAGAGGACAUGAUCAUUGAGGCAAACCGGUUUGCCCUUGCGUCUCAUUUCCUCUGGGGUUUGUGGUCUAUUAUUCAAGCCAAGAUCUCUAAAAUCGAGUUUGGAUAUAUGGACUAUGCACAGCACAGGUUUGACACAUACUUCAAACAGAAGAAGCUCUUUUCCUAAAUUGCGACAUACAGCAUAUGCUUCAGAAUAUCAUUUUGCAUCACCUGUUGUUUAGGUAUUGAUUUUUAAAAAAAAAAAAACUUCAAGAAAGGGCACAGUACAAAACAAUUAAGACUGCUAACGAACGGUUCAUCCUGGGGAACAUUAAUUUUAAAUAAUGAAUAGUCCAAAGAUAGCCUGCCUUAAAGUCACAUUUUGUAGGGCUUUAUUAUAGUUGUUCUUAUCCCUUCCAAAAAAUUAGAAGGUAAAAAGUUACAAAUUAUCUGCAAAUGGGGGGGAUAGAAUUUUGUGACUGAAACCUUGAUACAAUUCACGUACUGUUCGUACCUCUUCAUUGUACAAGGCGAACUGUAAAAUUCAUUUUGUCAGUUUAUUUAUAAUAAUGUAACUGCAUUUUUUUGGAAUAUUGAAACUUGUGUGUGGUCAACAUUAUCUAUUAAUUCUAUCAAGAAUCAAUCCGUCCAUCAUAAUUACUGUGUAAACCACAGGGUCCAGUGAUAUCUCUUCAUUUUUGUGUCCUAGUUUCAAAUUCUAUAUUUGUUUGUACUUUCAUCUGAAAACAAAAGCAGCGUUGUAGCUUGUUUAAUUUUCCUCCCCAAUGUUUUAAAACAGUGCAAAAUUAUUGCAUCCUUCCUAUAUUUACAUACUG
Molecule: messenger RNA, 2185 nt
Organism: Sinocyclocheilus grahami
Lineage: Eukaryota; Metazoa; Chordata; Actinopteri; Cypriniformes; Cyprinidae
Gene: chkb
Product: choline kinase beta
Exons: 11
Coding region: 202-1536 (444 amino acids)
Biological process (GO): phosphatidylethanolamine biosynthetic process; CDP-choline pathway
Cellular component (GO): cytoplasm
Molecular function (GO): ethanolamine kinase activity; choline kinase activity
Source: RefSeq, a predicted model, not a curated record